AUGCCUCCAAAGGGAAACCCUCGAGCCUCGGUGGCUAGGAAUUCCGGCCCCAAAUUGCAGGAAACCUAUGAUUUUAUAAUAAUCGGGGGAGGAACGGCUGGGUUGGUGGCUGCUGAAAGAUUGACCCAGUCUGGGAACCACAGCGUGCUUGUGCUCGAAGCUGGCCCGGACCCAACUAUCGCUCAGAUGUACCAAUGUCCUGGAGAGGUUGGACAUCUUCAGGGCACAGCAUUGGAGUGGAAUUUCUUGACUGAACCUAUCCCCGGCUUAGGUGGACGACAGAUUCCCUAUCGUCGUGGAAAGGGCCUCGGUGGUUGCAGCAACAUCAAUGGCUGUUUCUACGGCCGUGGCUCUAAGGCUGUUUAUGACCACUGGGAGGAACUGGGUAACCCCGGAUGGGGCUGGAAGGAUGUCUAUCCCGAAUUCAAGAGAAUAACACGGUUUAAUCCCCCCCUCAAAGAUCAGUACAACAAAGAUUUCCAGACUUGGGAUCCAGACGCAUAUGGAGACGGUGUCCUGAAUGUCGGCUACCAGGGCUACGUCGUGAAAUCAAACCCUGCAUUCAUUCAAGCGUGUACAUCCGUUGGUAUCCCAAUUGUCAAAGACCUCAAUACCGGCAAUGGCGUUGGCGUGAAGCAGGGAACUGCCGCGAUUGCGCCCCAGUAUCGCCGCUGUUCCGGCUACGACUUCUAUGACCAUGCGAGAGACCGACCGAAUCUGAAAGUCAUGCAUAAUUCGCCUGCUCAGGCCCUUCUCUUCGAUAGAAGCAGUGGAAAGCCCCGUGCCACAGGCGUCAUAUUUGCGGACAAUAUUGAAGGCGUGUUCCGGAGGGCGUCGGCCAAGAACGAGAUUAUCCUGUCCCUCGGUGCCAUCCAGUCACCGCAGCUUCUGAUGGUUUCGGGUAUUGGGCCGCGUGGAACCCUCGAGUCAAAGGGAAUUACCCCGGUAGUCGCCAACGAAAAUGUUGGAAAGCAUUUCAUGGAUCACCAUGUCUUCAGUAUCAUGGCCAAGACUACUCCUGAAGGCUCGAUGCAUCGCGAGUUUAUCAACCUUCCCGAUAUCCAAGCCUCUGAGGAAGAGUAUUAUUCCAAGGGUUCUGGUGUGUACACUGGUAUUGGAGGCGCUACGAAUGCAUUCCAGGAGUACUCGGAGGAGAAGCUCCAUUCUCUGAACGCCGACGAUGUUAUCAAAGCUGGCUAUUCCAACCGUGCCACGGUCGAGUUCUUGUUUGAAGCCAUGUUCUACCCGUUCGCCCCGACAGCAGAGCAUAUCCCGGCCCUUGACGGGUGUUAUUUCUCGAUCACGGCAUCGAGUCAAGUCCCGUUGUCGGAGGGCUAUGUGUCAAUCCGCUCUGCUGCGAUGUCCGAUUUGCCAGUCAUCAAUCCUAACUACUACGCUCAUCCAACGGAACGCACCAUAGCUAUCAAUGCUUUCCGCGAUGCCCGCAAGAUUCUCGCUAGCCAGUUCCUAGCCCCAUACACUAUUGGUCCGAACCAUGGUGAGAUUUCACCAGGCACGGCCGUGGAUACUGAUGAUGACGAUGCCAUCUUCGAAUACAUCAAAUCCGGUACCAUGUCCAACCUGCAUGCCUCGGGAACGUGUGCCAUGCUUCCGCAGAACAAGGGCGGCGUUGUCGACCCAAAGUUGAAGGUGUACGGCGUUGACGGUCUGCGCGUUGCAGAUGUUAGUAUUUUGCCGACUUUGCCUGAUACUCAUCUCUCUGGACCGGCUUAUAUGAUUGGAGGUCGCAUUGCCAGUUUCCUGCAAGAACAGUACGGGGCUUAA
This is a messenger RNA of Penicillium hordei, 1785 nucleotides long. RefSeq names its product GMC family oxidoreductase. Gene Ontology annotation, biological process: secondary metabolite biosynthetic process. Gene Ontology annotation, molecular function: oxidoreductase activity, acting on CH-OH group of donors; flavin adenine dinucleotide binding. The record is from RefSeq and is a predicted model, not a curated record. The coding region runs from base 1 to 1785 and encodes 594 amino acids. The transcript is spliced from 6 exons. NCBI's taxonomy places the organism in Eukaryota, Fungi, Ascomycota, Eurotiomycetes, Eurotiales, Aspergillaceae.